AUGACUUGCCAUGGACAAGGUUUCCAACAUGGCCAACUCCUCCUCAAUUUACUCGAAGCGUGUUCCACCAUUAGGUACCUCGAUGCCACCAAAUGUGUUCAUGCACUUUCCAUCACAAUGGGUCACAUUCCAAAGAAAUCUAUUUUCAUCCACAACAACAUCAUUUCCUCUUACAUUGCCCUUGACGGAGUGCUCCAUGCACGCAAAGUGUUCGAUGCUUUGCCCCACAAAACAAUUGUUUCUUGCAACACUCUUAUCACCACUUAUUGUCGACGCAGGGAUGUAGAUGAUGCUUGGAACUUGCUCUGCCACAUGAGGGGGAGUGGUUUUGCUCCUACCCAGUACACCCUCACUGGGUUGUUGUCGUGUGAGUUGUUGAAUCAUUCUCAGGGUGUUCAGUUGCACACUUUGAGCAUCAGGAAUGGACUCUUUGAUGCCGAUGCUUUUGUGGGUACUUCUUUGUUGGGCUUGUUUGGGAGGCAUGGAUGUUGGGAUGAAUUGUUUUUGGCGUUUGAAGAUAUGCCCCUGAAGAGUUUGGUGACAUGGAACUCCAUGGUGUCCUUGUUGGCACGUAAUGGGUUUGUUGAAGAGUGCAAGAUUUGGUUUAGUGAUCUUGUGGGGACGGGGAUGUCUUUAUCGAAAGGUUCUUUUGUUGCUGUUUUGUCUGGACUUGUUGAUUCUGAGGAGGAUUUGGAAUAUGGUGAACAGAUACAUGGCUUAAUGAUUAAAUGUAGGUUUGGUUGUGAGAUUACUGUGGCCAAUUCUUUCAUUAGUGUGUAUGUCAGGUGCAAAGCCAUGUUUGCUAUGGAAAGAUUGUUUGAGGAAGUUCCUGUUCAGAAUGUUGUCCUGGAAUACAGUCAUUGA
Molecule: messenger RNA, 864 nt
Organism: Glycine soja
Lineage: Eukaryota; Viridiplantae; Streptophyta; Magnoliopsida; Fabales; Fabaceae
Product: pentatricopeptide repeat-containing protein At3g58590-like
Exons: 1
Coding region: 1-864 (287 amino acids)
Biological process (GO): RNA modification
Molecular function (GO): RNA binding; protein binding
Source: RefSeq, a predicted model, not a curated record